Messenger RNA from Rodentolepis nana, 600 nucleotides. NCBI's taxonomy places the organism in Eukaryota, Metazoa, Platyhelminthes, Cestoda, Cyclophyllidea, Hymenolepididae. The record is from the annotation of a GenBank genome assembly.
AUGUUAGGAGGUUUGACACAUACCCACAAACCGGAUAUUGAAAGUUCUGAAUCUAUUCUCAGUCGAUUCGGACCCACUCGCAUGGACGUGGCACUCGACUGUGGUGCUGGAAUUGGCCGAAUUACAAAAUUCUUCCUUCUUCCACACUUCAAAACUGUUGACAUGGUGGAAGUGUCGCAGAAAUUCCUUGACGCCUCUAAAGAAUACCUCGGUGAGGAGAAUGAGAAAAGAAUUGGAAAUCGGUUUUGUAUUGGCCUACAAGAUUUUACACCCCCCGAAGGUCGUUAUGAUGUCAUUUGGGUUCAAUGGGUGAUUGGCCACUUGACCAUUCCGGCCACAAUCGACUUCUUCCGUCGAUGCGUAAUAGGAUUGAGACCACCUUGCUCGAAGCAUUCUCGCAGAUCCAUAAUUGUGCUCAAAGAUAACGUGAUCUUAUCCGAUUCGCCAAAUUUCGAUGAGACUGAUAGCAGUUUUAUGCGAACACAUAAAGAACUGCUGGAGAUCUUUGAGUUGGCAGGUCUUAAGGUUCUGUUAGAUGAGCAACAACGUAUGCCAAAGGGAAUCUGUCCUAUUUUUGCCUUCGUACUUGUUCCUAAGUAA